Molecule: messenger RNA, 3721 nt
Organism: Osmia lignaria (orchard mason bee)
Lineage: Eukaryota; Metazoa; Arthropoda; Insecta; Hymenoptera; Megachilidae
Gene: IntS2
Product: integrator complex subunit 2
Biological process (GO): snRNA 3'-end processing
Cellular component (GO): integrator complex
Source: RefSeq, a predicted model, not a curated record
GACUUCAUUUUUUUUAACGUUUUAUAAUUUCCUCUCUUUUGUGUAUUAUAAUUUUAACUUGGUUUGGAAAUAUGAAACACUGUAUAUUAAUGACUUAUUACUUAUUACCUGUUAAAAUACGUUCCUUAAUUAUAAAGCAUUAUACGUGAGAAAUAAGGUUAUAACCAAUUCAAAUGUUAUAGAGGCAAGUGAUUUAUUGGUAUUUAAAUAAUAAUCAUGCAAGACAGUGCACGUGUAUCGCCACGAAUUUUUACCGCCAUACAAAAUGUAGAUAUACCAGUAUUAGCUAUGUGUUCUCAUAAAGAGAUCAGACCAAUUCUGCCAUGUUUGGUACGAAUGAGUCUUAUUUCCCCUUUGGAUGUAACAAAAGAAUGUGUGGAACAAAGAAAACAGGUUUUAACAAUUUUAUCUGGAAUUGAAUCAGUUAAUUCAAUAAUUGCACUGCUUUCAAUCGAUUUUCAUGCAUUAGAAACUGAUGUUAGAAAGGAACAACAAUUAAGACAAAAGAUGGGCAGUUUGCAACGAGACAGUGUACUCACUCAGUCGUUACAAAGUGGUCUUGCUUUGGAAUUUGAGCGCAGUGAAUCCACUAGAAGAAUAAGAUUAGUUCUAAGCGAAUUACUGUACAUAGCUUCUCAAGUACAAGAACAGCAGAAGAAUCAAGAGUUCCAAAUAAAACAAUCCGAUCUAUUCGAUAACGCUGUAUACAUGGAGGAAAUUAGUUACGUGAUCUGUGUCGCGUUAUCAGAAUUACCGACGGUAUUGUCGAUAUUGGACAUUACAGAAACGUUGUUACACGUUAAACACGGGCCAGAAAUAAUCUGUUGGAUCGUUGCUAAUAUUCCUGACAGUUUCUCUGAAGUUUGCGCACAUUUAAUUGCCAAUGGAGAAAGACAAGAAGAAUCUGCAUUAGGCAGGAUCCGAACAUUGGCCCUGACGAUGUUGUGUCAAAUGAAUCCCAGUCAAGCAUUGGCGGUAAGAGCCAAAUGCGUGGAACUCUGUAGAAUGCCUGCUUUGGCGAUUACAUUAAGUUUGGAACACGAAAGCAUAGAUAACACGGUAUCGGAAAGCGACGUUGUUGCCUUUGUUUCAGGGUUAUUACUUGGUAGCGAUCAACAAGUAAGAACAUGGAUCGCAAUGUUCAUCAGAAACGGUCAGAAACGUAAAUGGGAAUCCCAUACUGCGUUGCAGUCUUUAAGGGAAGAAUUACUUAAACGAUUACAAGCAAUCGCUUCUCAAAAUGCGGGCCAAUUAGCGGAAAGUCAAGUUGUUCAAGCCAGUGCAUUGUUACGUCUUUAUUGCGCGUUAAGAGGUAUCGGAGGUAUUAAAUUUCAAGACGACGAAGUAACAAUGAUCGUUCAGUUACUGACGUCUCAUCCUCCUCCGUCGCCAGCUGGCGUGAGAUUCGUUUCUCUAGGUCUCUGUAUGCUGAUCGCGUGUUCCUCGUUGAUAGGCCAUCACAAUCUUGAAAAACGAAGCAUAGAAUGGGUACAGUGGCUCGUUCGCGAAGAAGCCUAUUUCGAAAGCGCCAGCGGUGUAACUGCAAGCUUUGGAGAAAUGUUACUUCUAAUGGCGAUACAUUUUCAUAGCAAUCAACUGUCAGCCAUUUGUGAACUAGUUUGCGCAACUUUAGGGAUGAAAAUACCGAUCAGACCGAAUAAUUUGACCAGAAUGAAACAAAUUUUUAUGCAAGAGAUAUUUACCGAACAGGUGGUCACUGCUCAUGCGGUUAAAGUACCAGUAACAGCUAAUUUAAACGCAAAUAUACCAGGAUUCCUGCCUGUACAUUGUAUUCAUCAAUUGUUGAAGUCAAGAGCAUUUGCUAAACACCGAGUACCGAUCAAAAAUUGGAUUUACAGACAGAUUUGUAACAGCGUGCCACCGUUGCAUCCAGUUCUUCCUGCUUUAGUCGAAGUAUACGUUAAUUCAAUUUUAGUUGUAAAUAACAAAACAUCGGAGCACACGAACAAACCAAUUACAGAAGAUGAAAUCAGAAGGGUAUUUCAAAAUAGCGUUUUUGGUGCUAAUUUUGACUUCAAGAAAAAUGCGAGUAGCAUCCCUCAAAAUGAUACGGAUAAUAUGGAUAUAGAUAUUCCAAAACCUUCUCUCACGUCGCAACUGUUGUUGUUGUAUUAUUUAUUAUUGUACGAAGAUGUGAGAUUAUCUAACAUGCAUACUUUUAUAUCUCAGGAUAGAAAAGUUAAAUCAUACUCGACGGAAUUUUUAUCCGAAUUGCCAAUUAAGUAUUUACUUCAGUUGGUUCAGAGAGAUCAAAUGAAUUACGCUGGUUUAUUUUCCCCUCUUCUUAGACUACUGGCAACCCAUUUUCCUCAUCUUUCCUUAGUAGAUGAUUGGCUUGAUAACGAAGUGAUUAACAUAGACUCUUCGGCUACAAACUAUGAAGACGUAAAAGUUACCGAUAUUAUGAUCAUUGAGACAUUUUCACAUAUUCAAACGUGUCCAUCGAGGACAGGAAGGCUUUUAAGACAGUUAAUGUCUAUGAAACCUACAGAUAUCUGGCCACACGCUGAAGUUAUAAUUCAUUAUUUUAAAGCGACAUUGAGCCCAAGAGUUCCUAGAUACAUUCAAGAAUUAUACAAGCAAGUAUGGCUCAGGUUGAACACAGUUUUACCUAGAUGCCUGUGGGUUUUAUCGAUAAAUGCUUUAUUGAUAGAGAAUUCUCUAGUGAAAAAUGUUUUUUUAACUCAAGAAAACAUUGUAUUGGAUCCGUUACAAGUGUUGAGAUGCGAUACAAGAGUUUUUAGAUGCGCUCCAAUUUUGUCUGUUAUUUUAAGAAUUUUACAAGCUGCAUUAGCUGCAUCUCGAUCUCAGUUGUCUAGACACAUACAGGACAAACCAUUGACAGAAAAAGUUGGUCAAUUGUCGAGCGAAACUGAAAGAGAAGAUUUAAGAACAGCUUUAGUAGCCGGGCAAGAAAGUGCAGCUGUUCAAAUACUAUUGGAAGCAUGUUUAGAAACAGAAGAAGACAGAGAAACACCGGGGCAAAUGUGGUCGUUAAGAGAAAUUCGAAGCAUUAUCUGUUCGUAUUUGCAUCAAGUAUUUAUAGCAGAUCCAUCUUUGGCUAAAUUGGUUCAUUUUCAAGGAUAUCCAAGAGAAUUGUUACCCAUUACAGUUACCGGUAUUCCGUCUAUGCAUAUUUGCCUUGAUUGGAUUCCUGAAUUGUUGUCACAGCCAGAACCAGAAAAACAAAUAUUUGCUGUAGAUUUAGCUUCACAUCUUGCGAUCCAGUACGCUCUGCCAAAGGCUUUGAGCGUUUCUCGUUUAGCGAUAAAUACGUUGAUAACACUUUUGGGGGUGUUAUCCGCGAAAGACAGAGUGAUUUUAUUUAUGCCUGUACUACCAGCAUUAACUCGUAUAUGUUUAGCAUUUCCACCACUGGCUGAAGAUACCACUGGUUUGUUGUUACAACUUGGUAGAGUUAAUUCUGCGCAGGCUGCGUUAGGAGAUAAAUCUGCGGAUUUGUUAUGUCAAGAAGUUAACGAAACCUUUUGUAUGUUACUACAAAAAGCUAUAUUACAAUCACAAGUAUACUGAAAUACUGUCUUUGUUUUUUUCGUAAUUAAAUCAACUGAAAAUGAAGACAGAAAAGGGUGGACCAAAAUGUGAAGAUAAAACGAAUAUUAUUUAUUAUUACAAGAUGAACUAUAAAAUAAUAGAAACUUUAUGACCGACUGUUAUUAAAUUAAGUGCCUUUUGUUAA